Messenger RNA from Chara braunii, 5888 nucleotides. NCBI's taxonomy places the organism in Eukaryota, Viridiplantae, Streptophyta, Charophyceae, Charales, Characeae. The record is from the annotation of a GenBank genome assembly.
AUGAUGUUUAUGGUGCAACAGCACCAAAAACAUCACUAGCGCAUGCCUCGACAAGGACAAGGAAAAUGUCAAGCGUCCAAGCUCGGGAAACUGAGCACCACGGGAAGUGCAGCGGCAUCACUUCCCAAUCCGUCGGACUUGGCUGCCUUGCUAGCAGUCUCUCUCACGUUCGGGGAUGACGCGAUAGUCGCAAGUUCUCGGAUUGAUUUCGAGAACUAUGCUGUCCAGCUGGUCCCACCGUUAAACCAGCCUCUCCACGUGCAAGAUUCAAGCGCAUGCGCAGUGUUACCGUCGUCAGAGGACAACGAACCGGUUGCUUCGCCAGCCCUUCUAUCGGAGGAUCCGUCAACUUGGGCGAGUCUUGAGGAACUCGACCCGUUGACAGUUGAGGACUUCCAAUGGUUGCCUCUUCCCUCCACCGAUUCUUUGCCAACACCGCAUUGGAACGCCUUGAUGGCACAUUUGCGCGAAUACUUGCACGCUGUCGUACCACCUUUGUCGACGGACGGCGGAGUAGCGGUUGUUGACCUUCGUAGCUAUCUUGCGAAGAUCGACCACGAGCACGUAACGCAACGGUACGUCGACAUCGACGCGCCGCUCCUCUACAUCCGCACCUACAUCAGCCAGAUCGGAAAGGCGACCUGUAGUGCCUUGAUCGAUUGUGGAGGGUCUCGCAACUACAUCAACCAAGACUUCAUGGCAUGCGCCGGGCUAGGCCUGCGUGUCGAGAUCCAGCCAAGAGAUCGGUACAAAACCGCAUUCAAAACGCGGUAUGGGUACUUUGAGUGGAUCGUCAUGCCUUUCGGUCUCACCGAUGCCCCGGCUACUUUCCAAGCGGCUAUGACGACGGAAUUCCGCGACCUGCUCAACCGCACCGUACUCAUUUACCUUGAUGACAUCUUGGUUUAUAGCCGAUCGCUGGAGGAGCACCUCGAGCACCUUCGCGCCGUUUUGGAGCGGCUCCAUAUCGUGAAUGCCACGUCAGCAGUGCCACGUCAGCAAGCCAGGUCACAGUGCCAGGUCACAGUGCCAGGUCACAGUGCCAGGUCACAGUGCCAGGUCACAGUGCCACGUCAGCAGUGCCACGUCACAGUGCCAGAUCAGCAGUGCCACGUCAGCAGUGUCGGGUCACAGUGCCAAGUCAGACUCAGUGCCACGUCAGCAGUGAUGUCAGACACAGUGCCACAUAAGCAGUACCACAUCAGCAGUGCCACGUCAGACACAGUGCCACGUAAGCAGUGCCACAUCAGCAGUGCCACGUCAGACACAGUGCCACGUCAGACAGUGCCACGUCAGACAAAGUGCCACGUCAGCAACAUGACGGGCCUGCCAGGCCAACUGGCCAUUGAGCCCAUUGCCGACUACAAAAAGCGCGUCCAUGCUCAGCUCGCGGCAAUCGAGGCUGAGGAACAACGCCAGCUGGCAGUCAAGGCUGUCCAGCUACAGGCUGAUGAAGCGGCAACAGCAGAGAAGCUGCGGCUACAGGCCGAAGCAGACGCAGAUGCCCAGGCUCGCCGCAAGGAAGCCCAGGAUCUGCUGCAGUGGCAUGAAGCCAACAGCAUCAAGAAACUCAAGUACUGGCACUUUGAACCGAACGGCGACGAGCCAACACCGGAAGAGCAUCAUAGGGAGUUCAUGGCCAAGCUCGUGAGCAGGUUGGUUUACACAUGUAACCACCUACAGUCCGAGCUGGCAAACCUACAGCAGGCCGUGCGGAAUCAGAAGACUCAGCACGAGGAUGCCACACGGGCACUGGACGUCCGUGUACUGGACCUGGAACAGGCUGUACCAGGACCAGAUGCCGGAGCUUCCAGCAGUGCAUCCUCUAGCCGCCAACUGGAGGAACGCGUUGACCACGUAGUGGCAAUGCUAGGAGACAUAAGUGUCUUCACAGAGCCGGCCACCAUCAGCCAGCGGUUCGAGUUGCUGUACACUAAGAUCAGUCAGCAACAGCACACUGACCACAGCCACAACAACAGCUCGGCAAGGCCAUACAAGAUGCCGACGUUCCGGAUCGAGAAAUUUGAUGACUACACACAUCAAGACCCGGUCGUCUGGUGGCAAGGAUUUACAACGGAGUUGGGGAUUCACGAAGUCCCUGACCAUUUGUUCAUCAGUGCUCUGUUCAUCAACGCCAAGGGAGGUUGUCAGAUCUGGCUCAGCCACAUGGCAACCAUCCACGGCGUCCAGGUUUCAGACCUGUACAAGAAGGUCUCCUGGGAAGAUAUGACAAAGGAAUGGAAGAAGCGGUUCAUCGUUGACGACGCCCCGGCACUCGCCGUCAACCGCAUCUUCACGAUGGCUCAAGGGAGCACACCGACACGUGACUGGCUCACGGAUUGGCAAAAAAUCGUGGCAACGCCCGAUUUGGACUUGUCAUUUCCGCAUCUGCGGCGUGAGUUCUACAACAGGUCAUGCGCCGCUCUCAGCCUCGCACUUGGUGAUCGCGAGCAGUACAGCACUUUCGCAGAGAUCAUCAACAAGGCGAGAGAGCUCAUCAAGACUAACAGGCCGGCUGCACACGAGAAGUCCACGUGGCAGCCAACCUAUGUGGAGAAGGUACGAACUGGUCCGCGACAGCAGCAGUUCGCUGCAGUCCAGUCGGACAGUGGAGAUAACCCAGCAGCCACUCCAGCAUCAAGUGACGGAGAUCAAGUGGCUGCUGUCCAGCCGCGAAGCAACAAGUCCCGCAACAAUGGGAAGGCGAAAUCCGCAUCGCAGGCAGGAAAUGGACAACCAGGACAAUUUCCAUGGGUCAAGUUUGGCUUGACCGAGGCGGAGUACAAGCUAGACCCAUUGACGUUCACGGACUUCCAGUGGAUGCCCGUUCCCUCGACCGGACGAUUGCCGAAACCGCAUUGCAACGUGCUUAUGGCACAAUUGCGGGACUACUUGCACACUGCAGUACCAGCUCCGUUGAUGGACGUCGGAGCAGAGGUUGUCGACCUUCUCGCGUACAUCGCGAAGAUCGACCGUGAGUUCAAGAUGCAACGAUACGACGACAUCGACGCACCAUUGCUAUACGUACGCAUUCAAAUCGGAGAGGCGACUUGCUGUGCCUUGAUCGAUUGCGGAGCAUCUCACAACUACAUCAGUCAGGACUUCAUGCUGCCACGUGGUAUCCGCCGCAAGCAUGCGAGCUUCCAUCAUCAGAGACGACAUCGGGGAGAUGGGGGUGUGUUUUCCUACAGCGACGUGUUCGAAGGCCCGCAUGGAGUAGUACCGGAUCGACCCAUCCGCCACGAGAUCAUCCUCGAGGACGGGGCCGUACCUCCGCGCGGUUGCAUCUACCGAAUGAGCGAGGAAGAGUUAAGUGUGCUUCGGGCACAACUCGACGACCUUCUGGAGAAAGGCUGGAUUCGGCCUAGCUCAUCGCCAUACGGUGCUCCUGUUCUCUUCGUCCGGAAGAAGAACAAGGACCUGCGGUUGUGCAUCGAUUAUCGCAAGCUCAACGCGCAGACGAUCAGGAACGUCGACCCUCUCCCACGCAUCGACAACCUUUUCGAGCAAUUGGGCGGCGCCCAGUUUUUCUCUAGGAUGGAUCUCAAGUCAGGGUACCACCAACUCGAGAUUCGCAAGGAGGAUCGCUACAAGACCGCGUUCAAGACACGGUAUGGGCAUUUCGAAUGGCUGGUCAUGCCAUUUGGCCUUACGAAUGCCCCAACCACUUUCCAAGCAGCUAUGACGACGGAGUUCCGACACAUGCUGGAUCGUUUCGUACUUAUCUACCUCGACGACAUUCAGGUUUACAGUCGGAGUCUGGACGAGCAUGUGGAACACCUACGCACCGUUUUGGAGCGGCUACGACAGGCCAAGUACAAAGCAAACCGCGACAAGUGCGAGUUCGCACAGCAGGAGCUGGAGUACUUGGGACACUAUGUGAUGCCGCAAGGCAUCCGUCCGCGUGCGGACAAGAUCGAGGCCCUACGAGUAUGGCCCGAGCCCACCAACACCACGGACGUUCGUUCAUUCAUGGGGUUGGCGAGCUACUAUCAGCGAUUCAUCACCGGAUACUCCAGGAUUGCUGCACCUAUGACGAGGUUACAGUCGCCAAAGGUGCCAUUCGUAUUCGAUGACGACGCACGCCGGUCAUUCCAAGCACUUAAGGCGGUUAUGCUCAUGGCACCCGUCCUUAGCAUCUUUGACCCCACCCUGCCGACGCGACUGACUACGGACACUUCCGGCUAUGGCAUUGGGGCAGUCUUGGAACAGCACGACGGUGAUGACUGGCACCCUGUGGAGUAUUUCAGCCACAAAGUGCCUCCCAUCAACUCGCUUGAUGAUGCACGGAAGGAGCUGCUCGCAUUCAUGAUGGCUCUCAAGCGCUGGCGGCACUUCCUCCUUGGGCGUCGUAGGUUCACAUGGGUCACAGACAACAAUCCAUUGACCUACUACAAGACGCAGGACACGGUGAGCAGCACGAUCGGACGAUGGAUGUACUUCAUCGACGAAUUUGACUUCACACCGAAACAUGUCCCCGACCUCUCCAAUCGCGCAGCAGAUGCAAUCUCGGGAAGACCUGAUCUUUGCGCUAUGUCACAUCAUGCCUUCGCAUUCGACGAGGAGCUUCACAAGCCCCGCAACCGCAAUCCCUACGGCUGGUUACACCCGAUGCCUAUCCCACGGGAACCCGGUCUCUCCAUUGCCAUGGACGUCACCGGUCCGUUUCCUCGCGACCGGCUCGGGCACGACGGCAUCCUCACAGUUGUGGACCGAUUGAGUAAGUACGGGCGUUUUCUUCCUUGCAAGUACUACUCUACGGCUCCCGAGCUGGCACGCCUCAUGCACACUGGUUGGAUUUGUGGCCACGGUGUACCAGAAGACAUUGUCAGCGACCGAAACACUCGUUUCAUGUCGGCGUUUUGGACUGCUCUCAUGCAGGAGUCCGGCACAACAAUGAAACCAAGUUCGGCUCGACAUCCUCAGACAGACGGGCAGACGGAGCGGGCACAUCUAACCGCUCAAAUGAUGCUUCGUACGCUCAUCCGUCCGGACCAGAAAGAUUGGGUUGACCGCCUCCCCGACAUCGAGUUCGCCUACAACACUUCGGUGCAUCCGGCGAUCGGCGUGACUCCAUUCGAGUUUCACCACGGUGGACGAAAAGGCCGGAUCUUCGCAGACCUUCUCCUCCCUCGACCAGCCAACAUUGAUGCUGCCUGCUCUCCCGCUUCCGUCCGGAAGUACAGGGAAUUGCUAACUCAAGCCCGCGCAAAUAUGCAAAAGGCUCAAGUCCGCAUGCAGCAGCAAGCCAACAGGYGUCRCGUACCAUGUYCCAUCCRSGCCGRUGAUCUGGUUUGGGUCUCCMCGGAAGAGUUUGCACUGGAACAGGAUGUUUCACGCAAACUGCUUCCCAAGUGGUUUGGACCUUGGUCUGUGACAGCAGCCGCGGGCGAUGAGCCCGAUGGCCCUUCAUUUGUGAUCAACAUUCUAGAGCAUCUGACGGUCCAUCCGGUCUUCCACGCCUCGAAGCUGGCAACAUACACGCCAACCAAGAGCGACGACUUUCCGGAACGACGAUCGCAAGACCCUCCUUCUAUGGAUGGUCAUGAGAAAGUUGACCGCGUCAUCUCCGAUCGCAAGUACGGCAGCAAGCCGCGGCAAUACAAAGUCACAUUCAAAGCAUGCGAUUGCGACGACACUCGGUGGAUUUCAGGCGCAGAUUUGAAAGCAUCCGCACCGCUGAUCUACGCGCAUUAUGAAAAGCGGAAGUUAGCUCAGGAAGCUUCACGACCAGCCCCUCCCACCCGGACUGUGGUCCCUCCCUCAGACAGACAGCUUCGCCCUCGCAGGUAAGCUCGGUUCUUCAAGGAGGGGGGGGUGUGGCAUACUGCGUAGCCACACGGGCCCUGCAGGGCCCGUCCCGGACAUUCAGCCUAAAAGCCGAAAAC